Pocillopora meandrina is the source of this 10896-nucleotide messenger RNA. NCBI's taxonomy places the organism in Eukaryota, Metazoa, Cnidaria, Anthozoa, Scleractinia, Pocilloporidae. The record is from the annotation of a GenBank genome assembly.
AUGGCCGAGCCUCGCGGGGAUGCUUACAAAAAAUCUCCUCAGUCCGAUGGAGCAAAACGUGAACAAGGAGUUAGCAGAGCAAUCCUGGCCGCGUUGAUCGCUGCGCUUGGCCCAGUGAGCUUUGGGUAUUGUAUUGGUUAUUCGUCUUCUGCUUUGGAAGAUUUGCAAAACGCUGAUUAUUCUUCAGUUGUGCGUCUAUCUGCAGAUCAGGGAUCCUGGUUUUCGGUAGGUUCGAUCAUGUCUUUUUCGUAAAUCAGCUGAAAAAAAGUAACUUUUUAAGUCAUCUCCCGAGCCGGGACCAUGUGUCCUUUUGAUCCGUCAAAAUAUAAUUGUUAUGACUAGAAAAAUAGGGAAUAAGAUUAUUUUCUAGGUCCUACUAGAUAUACUGAUUAUAGACGGCUCUGUAAGAGUUAAAGCCGAUUAAACCACUUUUGCAGUAAAUAGUGUGCUAUUUGGGUCUUUUGUACUAAAUUUAAUGUUGGCGCAAUUUCGCUUGAAAAGCUUCACUUGAUCUCAAAUCUAAGUGGGAAACUGAAUAGUUUUUAAUUAUUAAUCGUAGUGAAGGUAAAUAUCCAUCAUCUUCACCCAAGCUGAGGUAAAUAUCCCUUUUUCUCUAGUAUUUACCACACAGGCAGAAUAACGAGGGAAAAAAUAACUUUAUUUUUGUCAAAUGCUCAAUCGGUUAUUUUAAAUCUAGCGGGCCGAAAAAUGAAGUUAUUUGUUAAUCACUUAUGGAAGUUAAAUGUUUUAAGUAGAAACACCUAAAUUAAUUUAGAGAGCUGACUGUUCUUAAUUCAACACCUGAACUUAGUCUCCUGUUCACAAGCUUUUCUGAAUGUCAAAAAAAAAAAGAAAGGAAAAUAUAAAAUCAUAAAGAAGAAGUUGAUACCAAAUCUUAAAUUACACCAGUCCUAUCUUUGAACACAUUCACCUGAAUGGAACUUAUGGCGAGCUCGUGUUAAGUCAAGGUCAGGCUUAUACAAACUCUCAAAUUGAACCAAACAUAAAUAUCAAUAAUAUGAUUUUGAAUUAGCAGAGUGACAAUAAAAAUCUGCGAUAAAAUAUUAUAAAACAUAACACGACGUUUCGACGUUUCCAGAACGUCAUUAUCAAGUGAACUAGAAUAAUAAAAUCGAGUAUAUAUAGAAUGAAGCGGUGAAUAAAUUACAAUCAUGAUCAGCAAUGCGUUGAAACAAAUGGCGCGUCGUAUAUCUGUAUUAUCGACAAAUGUAAUUAUUCCUCUACACCAGAUACUAAGACAAAAUCUGAUGAAACUUUAAGAGUCAGUAUUCCUUUCAAAGAUCAAGUCUCAGCGAACAUUGCCAAAAGACAAAUGCGCGAUCUCAGUUCAAAAAUCGGCAUUGAUGUACAACCAGUCUACACCAGUAAGAAACUUGAGCAGGACCUAAAGCUUAAAGAAAUCAAGCCAUGCAUCGUAAGUCAGCAUAGCAUUGUUUACUGUUUUAAAUGUGAUUUGUGUGAUUCAAAUUACGUCGGAUAUACGACGCGCCAUUUGUUUCAACGCAUUGCUGAUCAUCGAUACUCUGCCAUUGGUCGCCACCUGAGAGAUGCCCAUGGGAACAUUGACUUACUCAAUGAGAGCCAGUUUAGAAUGCUUAAAAAAUGUGGCACGAAAUGGGAUUGUCUUGUUCAUGAAAUGUUGUACAUAAGAACAAUAAGGCCCAAUUUAAACACCCAACUUUUAACGCUUUGUAAUUUAUUCACCGCUUCAUUAUAUAUAUACUCGAUUUUAUUAUUCUAGUUCACUUGAUAAUGACGUUCUGGAAACGUCGAAACGUCGUGUUAUGUUUUAUAAUAUUUUAUCGCAGAUUUUUAUUGUGAAAUGCUUUACCAAAUCUUUACUUAUUCGAAUUAGCAGAGUAUUGCCAAAUAAUUACUUCGAUACAAUUUUGAUCUUUAUUAUUUUUUUUGCAGUCUCUGAUCACCGUUGGCGCUAUUUUUGGCAGUCCUCUUGCUGGAUGGGCGAUUGAUAAGCUUGGUAGAAAGAGUACCAUAAUGCUAUGUGUUAUUCCUUUUGUAUUGGGAUGGCUUCUGAUCGGCUUUGCUCAAAAUCUCGCUAUGCUCUAUUCCGGCCGAGUUAUUUCAGGCUUAGCCUGUGGCGCGAUCUCAGUUGCUGCCCCGGUAAGUAGCAUCCUGAGCUAGGCUUCCGCUUGGCAAUGACGUGUGAAAAAAGCACUUGCGCAAAAACCGCCGAUGAUUGUUAGGCUAUCGCGUCCCUCAUAUUGUCGUUGUGUUGUUACACAUUGUCAGGUGAACUGGGAGGGAUCUGGGCGGGUAUUAAACUUUUCUGCUUUGAAGCUGGAGAUAAGAAAACUCGUAACCUGGCCUGACCUCACUAAAAUACUCUUCUGGAAAAAGUCCUGACUGCUGCACUACCCUUUCUGGUAAUACUUUAAACACCUGAUCAAGUUACAGAACUUCGUUUAUUCCUCAUUACUGAUAAAUUUUCUUUUAAAUUUUAGGUUUACAUCUCAGAAACCGCCCCUCCUCGUCUAAGAGGCACACUGGGCACAUUUAACCAAAUGGGAAUUGUAUCGGGGAUCUUGUUGUCUUUCAUAACAGGCCACGCCCUCAACUGGUAUUGGUGUGCCAUAAUAGGAACAGGGUUCCCAACCUGUUUGUUGAUAUUGAUGAUUUUCAUGCCAGAAACUGUCUGCUGGCUGUUGGCUCGUGGAAAAGAAAAACGCGCCUACAUGACAGCAUGGUGGCUGCGAGGACCGAAUGCUGACGUGGAGAAGGAAAUUAUGGAAAUAAAAGAUAGCUUAGGUAGGUUCAUUUUUUCUGGCAAAGUGCAGUUCUUUGUUAAUUCGUUUUGGAUUCUUUUGUAAAUUUUUUUCUCGUUUUCAAAUUUCAUUCUUUCAUUCAUUCAUUUUUGCGGCCAAUAGAAAACAAGGAGAGGAUGUCAAUCAAGGAAUUUGCCAAACCCAGUCUCUUACGUCCGUUCGCAAUCAGCUUGGCCCUUCAUUUCUUCCAACAGAGCACUGGCAUCAACGCAGUCAUGUUCUACUGUGCCACCAUCUUCCAAAAGGCUGGUUUCCAGAACAAAAGCACUAUGGUGCCGAUUUUAAUUGGCAUCAUCCAGGUAGUUGCCGCUGCCUUGUCUGUUAUUAUGAUUAGUCAUGCUGGUAGGCGUUUCCUGUUGAUCGUAGGUGCUGUGGGAAUGAGCAUAAGCCUUUUCAGCUUGGGUUCUUAUUUUUACAUCUCUGAGAACUCUCUGUCCAAGAAUAGCAUUGUUACUUACUACGAUUUCUCGUGGGUGGCUGUUACGAGUGUUGCUGUGUACAUAGUAGCAUUUGGUAUGACGUGGGGUCCCUGUGCUUGGCUCAUAAUGAGCGAGAUAUUUCCAGUCAAGGUUAGGGGAAUAGCCAGUGGCAAUGCAACUCUAUUCAACUGGACUUGCGCAUUUACAAUCACUAAGACAUUUCCGUUCUUUAUCAAUACACUCACAGCGGCCGGAACCUUCUGGUUAUAUGGAAGUCAGGCGAUUAUGGCCGUAUUUUUCGUUUACGUUUGUGUCCCAGAAACGGAGGGAAAAUCUCUUGAGAAGAUUCAAAUGUACUUCGAGGGUAAAGGGAAAAAAGAGAGGGAUUCCAUAGAAUUGCCCAUACGAGAAACCUACGUGUGAGUCCGGAAACACAGGAACACAAACAAUGCAUUCGUGCGCUUUCCGAUUGAGUGUUGCUGCUGUCAUGUAGGCGCGUGUUUCUUUACCACGAGCCAACAGCCAGCAAUCCUUUAACUCCCAAGAUCUGAUGGUUAAUUCUCUCUUGUAGCUGCUACACAUUUCCUUGUAAAUUAGUUAUGAGAACUUGGUGCUAGAUUAAGAUAGCAGCUUCUACCUGAUAAGUUUGAGUGUUCUCAUUACCUGUUUGCCGAAUGAUGUAUGGAUAUUGUAGGGAGAAGUUUUGUGUUAAUCACUUCUGGGAGUUAAAGGGUUAAACAAGCCUUGAAAUCUGAUUGAUUGUUUUGUUUUUAGUGUAGCCUCCUCAUUGGCUGGGAAAAAUAUGUGAUUAAAAGUUAAAAAAAAUGGUGCGAUUCGUGAGUAAAUCGCAUCAAUUAGAGCCAAUUAGAUUAUAGAGACCACCUGUAAUUUCAAAAUGGGUGUAAUAAAGGCCUGAAAUUAAUGCAGGCCUGUACGGGAUUUGAACCCAUGGCCUUUGCAAUACCAAUGCAAUGCUCCACCAACUGAGCUAACAAGCCAACUGGGAGCUGGUCAUUAUGUUGAUAUAUGAUAAACUCGUGAAGUCAGUAAUGAAUAAAUGACUGUGGAUGUAUGAAAAUCAUGUGUAUUGAUAAGAAGUGCGGAUUAAGAAAUGAUUAUGAAAGCGAUCUUCGCAGUAAUUAACAUUACGUUAAAGCGAUACAAUAGCCCUCCAGAAAACCCAGUUCAAAGAGAGGGAAAGAGCUGUCAUAUUAACAUGAAAAAGAUACAGUGAUGGUCCAACGGAAACAUAAGCGAAAUCUCUGCGUGUAUUUUUAAUAUUCCUGGAGCGAUUUAACGCCCUAAAUGUUUGAGGUAUGAUUUGAAAUGAAUGAAUAAAUGUGGUCAAAUCGUAUGAGUUAUUGGCCCACAAUGCCGGAGUGUUCCCAUUUUUUUUUCCAAAAAUGAAACGAAACUGUUGAUAUGAUAGAGAGCGCGAUUUAUAACCUAAAGAACGAUUACUCGUCGUCCAGAUUAAAAAACGCCUGUCACUUGGUAGAGCAAAAAAAAAAUUUAAUAAAGACAGAAUAAAAAUGCGGGCAUACAUUCUCAAAAAAAGCUGAACGUGCCUCAGUGAGCCAUUUCCGCAAGGUUUCUGUCUCAAGGCGGCGAAGCGCGAUUCGUGACUCAGAGUGGAUAGCCUGCAGUGCAGGUAUAAUUUAGGCGAGCGAGUGCUCUGUAUUUUUAGAUUAUGGCCACCAUCUUUAAUUUUAAUGGUAGCGGAGGGCUGGGGAGAGAAAGAAAUUUGUACUAAGGGGGCGGGUGAUGGUUAAAAAUAAUGAGAGGGGUGGGGGUGGGGAGUGCAGAUCGGAAAUAGGUAAAAAUCCACUAUCGGCUACGUACUAUGCACGCACUGCGGAUCGAGUAUGUCAAGCUUACUGCGCUAUUACUAUUGUGGAUUGGAUUUUGGACUCGUUUGGGCGGAUAACAUGGCCAUAAAUUACCAAAUUUACCAAAAGACAUCUUUAUGUUGUUGUUAUAUAAGUUCACAUGCAUAUUCACACAGUCCCAUCACGGGUGGAGAAAUCACAUGGUUUGCGCGUUGAAAUUGCGUCAUUCACUCGUAACGCAUUCGAGCUCACAUGUUUCCGUUAGCCUUUACGCCUGAUCGGUGUGGUUCUAUUACUACAUUGCAAUCCUAAAGUAUAUUAAGGUGACUUCCUCACUUGUUCUACCAUAAAUCGAGUGAUCAGCAUCGAACAAAGCAUCCAACAUGACUGAGCUUGAAAAAGAGUUUACCUCAUCCAUUCAGUCCAACGAAAUAGUACAGAACGUCAGGGUCGGAAGAGCAAUCCUUGCUACUUUCAUUGCAGCUCUCGGUCCGUUGUCAUUUGGAUAUUGUAUGGGAUAUUCAUCGUCUGCUUUGGAAGAUCUAGUACAUAAAUCCAGUAGUGCUUCUGCUACUGGUUUAUCUGACGGGCAAGGAUCAUGGUUUUCUGUAAGUUGAAAUGUGUACAUGUAUGUUGAUUCUACCUUUAGUGAGCAAACACCGUGAGCUUGUGGUAAAAACUAGUUCAACUGGAAGUCAUCCCGAUUAGAUUACCAAACGUCUAAUGGUCUCGACAGUUAUAUUAGCUAGUGGAUUACGGAACUAUUGAACGAAUUUUUCUUUCAUUAAAAUUUAACAAUGAUGAAGAAUCAGAGAAACUGAUCAAGUUGUUUCAGUCUUGUUGUGAUUUAUGACAUUUUCAAACAGGUAUGUCGAAAUAAGUCUUACGAGAACGCCUCCUUAGUAGAACAUGUUAAGUGUUUCCAGUAAGGCCCACAGAGGGGGUUCUCUUGUCGCCUAUUUGAUUAGGGACAAAUGUCGCUGUCGCAAUUUCGCUAGAAUAAAAAUGUGGCUGUCAAACUAAAUUUGGCAAUACAAUAAUUUCUGACUUGUCUUAGCGUAUUUGUUUUCUUUGUAACAUAAGAUCAACCACACUUAAAUUUCUAUUGGCUAUUUGGCUUGGUUUUUUUGUUUCAUUGGGCCUACUAUAAUUGGCGAAACGAAACCGAAUGAAAUGAAAAUCUGUAAUUUUCGAAAUGGAAAUAUGCUAAUGAUUUGCAAAAUAGGAAUCGCAAAUUUGCAAAUCGUUAGCAUGUUUCCAUUUCGUAAGUUACAGAUUUCUAUUUCGCAAAUCAUUAGCACAUUUCCAUUUUGCAAAUUACAGAUUUCUAGAAAUCAGUAAUUUGCAAAAUGGAAAUAUGCUAAUGAUUUGCAAAAUAGAAAUUUGUAAUUUGUGAAAAAAAUUAUUCUGAGACUUAAGAAAAUAAAAAAGCUUGGUCAGUUACAUUUUCCCAGCAAACAUGAUAUUUCAUCUAGAAACAUGCUGCGACACUUUCCAUGUGCAUUUCCAGUCAGGUAAGUGUCGUGUCAUGCAUUAAAAUUAUUCAUCAACAAUGUACAUUGAUUACACCUUCUAGACAGUACAGCUACAGCGUCAGCGAAAAUUUCAAAUUACUUUUGUGCUCAAUUGACUAAACAACACAUUGAGUUAUUCACAAAAGUUCACCACACAGAUUUUUUAUUUCUUGCUUUCGCUAGUUGUUUUUAUUAUUAUUUGGCAGGCUGCAAUUCACACUUAUGGUGAACUGACCGAUUCAUUCUUCUGGCUUGUGGAGUUUUCCACAGGGAUUCUCGUUUUGCAAAUCACAGAUUUCCAUUUUGCAAAUUACAUAUUUCUAUUUUGCAAAGCAUUAGCAUAUUUCCAUGUCACAAAUUACAGAUUUCUAGGACCUGUGCAACUCCUACCACUCGCAAGCGAUUUAAAAUCUUCUUUCUUCACAAUAUUAAUAGCUCUGACCAGAGUGUCUUUCAAAUACUUUCCUUUCACAUUGCUCAUUAAGGUGGUGGGUUUUAAAUAAGGUGCCAUUUCUCCAUCAGUGUUGUCGAGAUGAGUUAAAAAGUCUAACUAAAAAAAAGAGAAGUUAAAAAGUAUUGACAGGCCUACACAACUCCUGCUAUUUACAAGCAGUUUCGAAUCUUCCACCUUCAGAUAAAUAAGUGACUGUGACCCAAAUAUCUUUAUCUUUCAGUCAAUCAUGACCCUUUGCCCAGACAAUGUCUUAGUGUUAGAUCAAAUGAAAUAACUCUGGAAAUGUUUUAACAUGUGGAUGUAUUCCAAGUAGUUUAAAUGAUCCUUGCAAGAGAGCUGCUAUUUAAAAUUGCUUCUUUUCUACAAUUUCUUUUAACUCUUAACUCCCUAGAUCAAAAUAUCAAUUCUCUGUAAUGUAUUCCAUAUAUUGCUUCUUAUUUUGGCUAUGAGAAUUUGAUUUGUUGUUUUUAUCUUUCUCCUUAUUACAUGAAUAUGACAAGAAGCAUUUAAAGGAGGGAUUCCUUAUUGAUGUUAAUCACUCUGGGAGUGAAAGGUUUAAUUGCUGCUCACCAGCAAGGGUCAUCUAUUUCCUUGUUUUUCUAAUUCUUAAUGUCAUCAUUUUAUCUGCAGUCCCUGGUCACAAUUGGAGCCAUUUUGGGAAGUCCCGUGGGUGGAUGGGCAAUUGACAAGUUUGGUCGCAAGAGUACGAUAAUGUUGUGCGUUGUACCAUUUGUUCUGGGAUGGCUGCUUAUCAGCUUUGCUCAGAAUAUUCCAAUGCUCUACUCUGGUCGGAUCAUCACAGGAAUGGGUUGUGGUGCAGUCUCACUUGCUGUUCCAGUAAGUUCAUACGUUUCUUUCUAUGUGCCAUCUCCACUUCUUAACCCUUUGACCCUUUAGUGUGACCAGCAUCUAAUUUCUCCAUACAAUAUCAUCCCUGCAUCACACAUCAAGGUCAUGAGAAUAAAGGAAAUGAUCACCAACUAACAAAGCUCUUGAUUGUUAACCAAUUCUCCUUGUCAGCACUGCAGAAAAUGUAUAGAUGUUAGUAAGGAGAAUGUGCAUAUUGGCAUGAGGGUGUAAAAGAUUGAUUCUCAUACCUGCAAGUUGUAAACUUUUUUGUUAUCCCUUCUCCCAGCACCAACCAUUAACCCUUUAACUCCCAGAUCAAAUUUGUUAUUCUCUUUACUGUCAAACAUGCAAUUCUUAUAAUUUUAGUUCAGAGAAUUUAGUAUUGGAUUAUCUAAUCUUACCAAAUUGAUAUUUUUCUUAAUUCUCAUCACUUAUCUUUUUAAUAUUGUACCGCUAUUGUAAGGAGAAAUUCUGUCUUGGUCACUCAUGGGAGUUAAAGGGUUAAAAUUUUAUGCCAAACAGACAUAGUUGUCAAAUGAAUGAGAGGAAACACUAGCCAUCUUAGAAACUUCAAUCAGUGACAAAAUGUUUGACACAUUUGGGCAGAAAUCACAAUAUUCUGGAAUAGAAUGACAAUUUUAUUCCUAACAUCUUCACUUUACACCCUCUUCCCUGAGGUGAUAUUGGUUAUUCCAUAAGGGAAGGGAGGGUAUUCCAGCUGAAUGCACUUCAGUUCAAAAAUUUAAUACUUAAAACUUCUCUAAUAUUGUUACAAUUGUGUGAAGAUAGUUUCUUCUUUCUUUAUGUAGGUCUACAUUGCUGAGAUUUCACCUGCACAGUUGCGUGGAGCACUUGGCUCUGUUAACCAACUUGCAGUUACAUUGGGCAUUUUGGUUGCUUAUGUAGUAGGGGUUGUGUGUCACUGGAAAUGGCUGGCUAUUAUUGGUGCAGUUCCACCAGCAAUGCUCAUCAUUCUGAUGUAUACCAUGCCAGAGACUCCUCGUUGGUGUCUUGGGAAGAACAUGAGAAAAGAAGCAUUGCAUUCUUUGCUGUGGUUUCGAGGCCCUGAAGCUGAUAUUGAAAAUGAAUGUUUCCUCAUUGAAUCAACUUUAGGUGAGGUUUUAACCCUUUAACUCCCAAGAUCUGAUUGUUAAUUCUCCCCUGUAGCUGCUACACAUUUCCUUGUAAGUUAGUUAUGAGAACUUAAUGCUAGAUCAAGAUAGCAGCUUCUACCUGAUAAGUUUGAAUAUUCUGAUCACCUGUUUGCUGAAGAAUGUAUGGAUAUUGUAGGGAGAAGUUUUAUGUUAAUCACUUCUGGGAGUUAAAGGGUUUUAAAAGUCUUUGAUUUCUACACAUGAGCAUGUUGUCCCAAACUUCAUUUAUGUUUACUAUUUUUUGCUUUUUGAUUUCAAGAGAAGAUAGUAUGGAACUUUAUAGCGGAGCUUGUAGAGCAUAACCCCAUAAUUAUACAAAAUAGUAGUAACCCAUCUAACUGAAAAAAUUUGGAUACGACCGUACGACCAUACAACCAUACAACCAUACAAGGUGUUACUUUUAACAUGCGUGGUCAACUGUACCGCUGGCACGCCAAUGCCACGGCUUUGUCCAGUAGUCCAGUGGUCAGAGCACUGGGCUCCAAGUUAGACGACCCGGGUUCUAGUCCUGGCCGGGGCAAAGUGUUGUGCCCUUGAGAUGCUCUACUUUAAGGCUUGGCUAAAUCUAUAUAUUAUUUAGUGUCCACCCUUUCACUCUGAAGACCUAAUAAUUCUCCUUACGGUCUGCCAUUCAAUAUUUGUCAUAUAAUUGGAGAAUUUGUUAUUGAAUCACUAAAUGAUCCCUUAAUGAUAUUGUUCUUUAUUCUCAUUACUUGUUUGUAUGAUAUUGUAUUGAUAUUGUAAGGAGAAAUUCUUUCUUGGUCAGUCAUGGGAGUUAAAGGGUUAAGGAGGAUUUCCAGAAGGUUUUACAUUGAAAGCCUUAUUUUUGAUGUGGCCAACAACUUUUUCCAUCUUGUUUUAACCCAAGGAUCAGAGGAUUCAUUUUUAAACUGAUCUGACAACACAAUGAAAAUUACAUCAGAAAUCAUCACACAUUCAAAUCCAAAGUAUUUUUAUUAAAAAAGCAACCUGAUAAAUUUGAAUAACAUUUCUCCUUCAGUUGAAGUACCCCUGAUUUUACUAAUACAAUUAAGUGUAGAUUUAUAUGUUCUUCUCAUGCCUUUUGUUGCAAUAGAUACAUUAUGUCAGUACUAACAAGCUACUUGUUGUAAUUAUUUUGACAGAUCGGCAAGAGGCACUAAAGUUGCAAGACUGGCUGACGCCAGUGAUAGCAAAACCCCUGAUAAUUAGUCUUGGGUUAAUGGUGUUUCAACAAUUUUGUGGAGUCAAUGCAGUUCUCUUUAAUGCUGCCCACAUCUUUGCUAUGGCAGGAUUUAAAAAUGGGAAGGUCGUCUCCAUUGCUGUGGGCCUGGUGCAGUUUGUCGGAACAGGUUUAGCAUGCGUCAUUAUGGAUAAAGCGGGGAGGCGUAUCCUCCUCUUGACAACAGCAAUUGGAAUGUGUGUCUCUCUUGUAGCACUUGGUGUGUAUUUUGAGAUCUACAUCCCUCCAGAAGGUGAAGGCUCAGCAAGUGAGACAGUUUCCUUGCUUGGUUCAAUCAGUCACUCUAUUCCAGCCAAGAAGAUUUCCUGGUUAUCAAUUUUGUGUAUUGUUUUGUUCAACUUGAUGUUCGCCCUUGCAUGGGGACCUGUUCCAUGGCUUGUGAUGUCAGAAAUAUUUCCCCUCCGAGCCCGAGGUCCGGCCAGCAGCUUUGCGACUAUGGCCAACUGGACAUUAGCAUUUAUUGUCACUAAAACAUACCAGUCCAUGGCUAAUACUCUUCAAAACCAAGGUGUAUACUGGUUGUAUGCAGGGUUCUGUUUUGUUUCAUUCAUUUUUGUUUAUGUACUAAUGCCAGAGACAAAGGGGAAAACAUUAGAAGAGAUAGAAGCCAUGUUUGACAAGAAGAAUUCACAAUAUGAACGUAUCCACUAA